Messenger RNA from Biomphalaria glabrata, 11323 nucleotides. Its product is annotated as protein dimmed-like. The record is from RefSeq and is a predicted model, not a curated record. The transcript is spliced from 2 exons. Gene Ontology annotation, molecular function: protein dimerization activity. NCBI's taxonomy places the organism in Eukaryota, Metazoa, Mollusca, Gastropoda, Planorbidae. The coding region runs from base 513 to 1088 and encodes 191 amino acids.
CGUCUCUAUUCAUAAUGUAGAGGUUGAGGGCUGCAAACUAAUUACUAGACAAGAAUCCUACAUUACAGUAGGGUUUGAUAACCCACGAGAAAUCAAUGUUAACUAGAAGGUCAAUGAUCUUAUAAUUAGUCUCUCCUUCAUGAACCCUACUCACUGGUGACGCCACUACCUCCCACUUUCCCCCAUUCUACUUUAGAAAGACCCUGACUGCUAUGACAUCAAAUUAUCUUUUUUUCUAUCAUUGUAUUUGUUUAAUCCUGUGUUGGAAUAUUGAAGUCUCAUCGCCCCCCACCCUCCCCCAGUCCCUCAUAAAGUAUCCCUACAGAUGUUUAUGGACCAGCUGUGCUGAAGAUGUGAUUGUGGAGUUGUGGGAUCGGUCUCGAUACAAUAGAAGCUAAUGAAAUAGAGUUGUUUUUUUCAUGUCACAAAACUUCAGUAUCUGGUCUUAGGAAUUCAUUGCCGCCGUGGUAGCAGCUUUCAAGGUAAUGAAUUAACCAACACAGAGUAACAAAAUGGAUUUAGAACUGCAUCAAGACUUGACCCUGGACCCUUCCGCAUGGGACGAAACGGACACCGGCAGUGAUUUUGCAUCCCGCAAACGAAGAUCUGGAGCUGCAGGAAAGAGAGACAAUCCGGGCUCACCAACAGACUCAAGCAGCUCAAAUUUGGACGAGCCUUCGGAAAAGAAAAGUCGCAAUGGCCGGAAGAACGCUAAAAGGCGGAAAGGCGUCAGUGCUCGCGAGCGAAAUCUGAGACGGCUGGAGAGCAAUGAAAGGGAGCGAAUGAGGAUGCACUCGCUCAAUGACGCAUUUCAGGGCCUCCGGGAAGUUAUCCCCCAUGUCAAUCUGGAUAGGAAGCUGUCUAAGAUUGAGACAUUGACCUUGGCCAAAAACUACAUCAAGGCGUUAUCCAACGUUAUAUGUAACAUGAGGGGGGAGACGCCCCCGUACAAAUUCGAGGAUACCUCUGGAGGAAAUGUCGACGGCGAGUGGGACGACGCCAAUGAGGGCUCCGACCUGAGUGUGGGUGGCCUUCGGGAGGCUUCCCAGAGUGCCAUAGAAAAUUCUUGUGGUUUAUUUGACUCGUGAUGCUGUGAAUAGGUAGGACUUCCGCGGCGUUUGUUUUUAAAUUGGGAUGAUAAACCACAUGAACUUGAUGACCUUCUACUGGACUUUCACUUGGAUUAGGUGCAUUUCACGAGACUAGGUGCAUUCCUUGUUUACUAGGUGCAUUCCUUGUUUACUAGGUGCAUUCCUUGUGUACUAGGUGCAUUCCUUGUUUACUGGGUGCAUUCCUUGUUUACUAGGUGCAUUCCUUGUUUACUAGGUGCAUUCCUUGUGUACUAGGUGAAUUUUGCAUGCAUUAUGUGCAUUUUUUGGACUAGAUUCAUUUUAUCUAAACUUGUUAGAAUGCAAGUGAACUAGGCGCACAUUAGCUAGGACCAAGUGCAUUUCAUGUUUACCAAAUAAUUGCACGUGAAAUUUUAAAACAAUAGAAAAAAAGCUUUUAAACUUGAGUGUAAUAUUACCAGGUGAAUGAAGGGAAAACUUUGCACUAAAGGCAAGUUCUCAAACUCAUUUCUCUUUGUUUCUCCUUUUUUGGAGAGGGAACUCAUUUCUUACGCGUAACACAAAGAAAUAUUGGACUGGAUUUAGAUAUGGCCUGCUAAAUAUUGGACUGGAUUUAGAUAUGGCCUGCUAAAUAUUGGACUGGAUUUAGAUAUGGCCUGCUAAAUAUUGGACUGGAUUUAGAUAUGGCCUACUAAAUAUUCCAGAAGAGUCGGAAACGAUUGUGUGCUAACAAUUAGAUGCUGAAAAGAUAACGAGUGAUAUGAUUUUUAAAUUAUUUUUAGAACAUCUUUUUGAUAUUGUCAUAUUUUUUUUUUCGCUUUAAUAAUGAAUAAUACAAAAAAUAUAAUAUAUAGGCCUAUUUAAAUUCUAUUUACCUGAUAAGCAUUAAUUCUAUAGAACUUAAUUGCUUAAAUUAUUCUAACCACAGAAAGAGACGUCUAAUACUUUCACAAAUUUACUUACUUUGACCUAUCAACUUUUAUCACUCUUUAGCAAUGGCUAUGGAAUAGACCUUUAAAUGUACUUCGUAUAAUAGAGUUGUUGUUUUUUGGGUGAGAUGUCUGGACAUAUGUCUUGCUUUUAGAGAGAUGUCUUAUAUGACUCAUCUCUCUCUCUCUUUCUCUCUCUCUCUCUCUCUCUCUCUCGCUCCUCUGUCUUAACCUUUGCUAGCACUUAACUACUAAGUGGUAGGUUUUCAUGUUUCUCAGAAUUAUUUCCUAGGAUCUUUCCUUCAUCUAUGGCCCAAUCAGACAAACUCGACUGUUGUCUGCAUUGCACCAGUUUUAUAGUCUGGCAUUUCUUUGACAUUAUUAUUAUUUUUGUGGAGAUUCUAUUUAUGUCUAUGAGUGUGUUCGUCUAUAAGUGUGCGUGUUGCAAUAUAUUACCGAGUCCUUUCAACUUCAUUGGUUGUUGUAUUUUCAUUUUGGUGGCCAGACAAAAAUCACGUUACCUCUUUGAACUUUGAACUUUGCUCAUGUAGCAAUAUGCUGAUGACCUUGUCCUAUCCUGUAACCACCCAGUUUCUUUUUUCUAGGUUUAGUGGCAAUAGCAUUGCUGUGAUAGAAGUAAAGGGAGACUAUCUGAUUAGUUCAGGAAACAUUUCUGUUUUUGAACAAAGUGAAGAGUCUGAACUAGGCUGUAAUGAGACAGGAAUGGUUGAUGAAAUAUUUAUUUAUUUUAUUUAUAAAAAAUCUUCUUGACUAUGAAGCCACUAAAGGAUUCUAUAUAUGUAACUACUAAAUGAAUAUCAAAUUAACAGUCUAGUGCCUUACAGUAUUUGUACCUUGAGAGCCACUCUCUGCUAUUAUUGCUCUGUAUCACGCAGUACUGUAAUGAUUAAGUAUCUCACAGUACUGUAAUGGUUACGUACCACUCAAUACUGUGAAAACUAGUGAAAAACGUUUUUUUUUUAAUUUUCUUUUGAAUAUAUUUGUUGUUCAAUUGAAAAGCUUCUCCCAAGCUCCGUUUCAUAAUGAAUAAGAUUUCAGCUUCUGUCUGUCUUCAUCUGCAAACAUAUCUUUAAUAGUUACUCUUUGGCUGACUUUGACUAGAGUUAGAAAAAAAAAGUGAUUUAGUGUUAUGUUAUUCAAACGAAAAAUGAAUAUCUAGAAUAACAAUUAAAUAUCUAUGCCAGAACAGAAGAUGCAUUUGACCUACCCACCUUGUUCUAAAGUCUGUUGAAAUGUUGGGCCACCACAAAAGAUCUGCCCAUCAGAUUUCUCCGUUUCUUUCUUGUUUACUGCUUUUCUAAAUAUCUCAUCAAGUGUACGUAGAUAAUAAAAAAAACAACAGGGCCGGAUUUAUGGCAACGCAGACAGUGCGCCACCAAGGGCCUUGUCCUUAAAGUGGGUCUUCUGAAUAUAUAUAUAUAUAUAUAUAUAUAUAUAUAUAUAUAUAUAUAUAUAUAUAACGAGUGUACAUGUACUUCAAUGUAUCGUUACCCUGUUUUAAAAAAAAAAGGGCGAAAUCCUGCACACUGCCUCUAUCUACGUAAAUUCAGCCCUGUUAACACAAUAUAAAAGAUGCCUUUAUCUAGUAUCAGUAGCCAGUUGAAAAUACGAAGUCGUUCAGCAUUUAUGUUUAUUUCCUUUUUAAAGCCAUCAAAACGUGAUAUCAAACAUUGGAUUGACUCAAGUAGAAAUCCUCAACUCAAUGAAAUUUUAGUCAUUAACUAGAAUAACCAAUCUUCAUCCCAAUCAUUCAAUCCAUGAUUCAGUCAUUAAGAUCUGGCUUGCGGCUGCCUUAAGCGAACAUUCCUGGAGCACUGUUCCCAUGGUGAUCGUCAGAAAUUGUUUAUUUUUGUAUGCCUAUUUCAUUUCUGUUGAUCAUUUCUAAAUAUGUUUUCUCGUAACGCCUUAUUUCAUCGUCUUCUAACAUUCAUUGUCACUCGCCAAUAUGUCAGCUCUUCCAAAGCGUGUUAACUCAUGUAUUAUUGCAAACCCUUUUUACCUAUUGUCUUCCCCUGUCUUUCUCCCCCCUUUGUUUUCUUUAUUCUGUCUUUCAAUAUGCAAAUUAUAACUGCCCAGACUUGUCUAGAACAGAUAUUUAUUUGGUUAUAUUGAGAAAUGGAAAUCAGAGUAUCGAUUAUAGGCUUAUAGUUUUCUAUUUGUAUCCACUAGAGAGUUUGAAGACAACAAGUACCUAAAGUUUGUGGGAAAUUCGGAGUGAUUUUUGUGUUGUAAGGUAUACACACACACACACAGAGAAUAAACUUUAUUAUUUUCUUUAGCUUGUGCCUGGUUUCUCAGGAAGUAUUCAAAAAAACAUUCUUUGAAGUAAAUCUUUUGUAUUAAUGUCAUUGAGAUGUUUUUGCCUAGUGUGGUAUUGUGAUGUGAUGGCCUUGUGUGGUUAUGUAAUGUGAUAGCCAUGUUUGGUAUUGUGAUGUGAUGGCCUUGUGUGGUUAUGUAAUGUGAUAGAAAUGUUUGGUAUUGUGAUGUGAUGGCCUUGUGUGGUUAUGUGAUGUGAUAGCCAUGUUUGAUAUUGUGAUGUGAUGGCCUUGUGUGGUUAUGUAACGUGAUAGCCAUAUGUGGUAUUGUGAUGUGAUGGCCUUGUGUGGUUAUGUAACGUGAUAGCCAUAUGUGGUUUUGUGAUGUGAUGGCCUUGUUUGGUUAUGUAACGUGAUAGCCAUAUGUGGUAUUGUGAUGUGAUGGCCUUGUUUGGUUAUGUAACGUGAUAGCCAUAUGUGGUAUUGUGAUGUGAUGGCCUUGUUUGGUUAUGUAACGUGAUAGCCAUAUGUGGUAUUGUGAUGUGAUGGCCUUGUUUGGUUAUGUAACGUGAUAGCCAUAUGUGGUAUUGUGAUGUGAUGGCCUAGUGUGGCUGUACUCUUCCUCUGUGUGAUGCAAUGAAUGUGUGUGGUUUUGUGACCUGAACACUUGGUGUGGUUAUGUAAUAUGGUAGCGCGUGGUGUGGUUAUGUAAUAUGGUAGUUGUGGCUUUCUCUCUCGCUCUCUUUGAGUAGAUAGCUCCACGUGGCUGCGCUCUAACUUCAUGUAAUGUGUUAGUAUUGUGUCUAUGUGAUGUGAUGUGUGUCUCGACUGUGUGUGAUGUCAUAGCCUAAUGUGUGUCUCAGUUCAAAAUAAUUCGAUGGCAUGAUGUGUGUCUCGACUCUAUGUCUAUUUAAUGUGAUGGCAUAAUGUGUGUCUUAAUUCUAUGUCUAUGUAAUGUGAUGGCAGGAUGUGUCUCACUCUAUCUCUGUGAUAUGAUGGUCUGGAGUGACUCUAUGAGAUCACAUGCAGAAUAAAUUGUUUUAGAUACGCAUAAAUUGUAGUCGUUUUAACAUUAGAGUCAUUAACUUUGAACAACAGAAGGGGACCCUUUUAGCAUAAUACAUUUAAAUGUGAAGAUAACUCUGCUCAUUCCUCAAUUGACUCAUUGCUUUAUGAAAGAUACUUAUUAUGGAUCACUUUUAAUUUAUUAAACUCUUUUAAAUAUAUAAAGGCUGUGACAUGGAUGCCAUGGCUUAUUAUGUGAAAUUAAUACGAUGGAUCAAUCUUAAUAUGAUAUGGCUCAAUAGUAAUAUGCUAUGACAAUACCAUGGCUCAGUCGAUCUAAAAAUAAUAGUUCAUGAAGGCUUAAGAAUAAUAUGUGGUGCUAAUGCCCUAGAUAGCACGUUUAUGUGAAAAUAGCUGGGUGUCAGGAAGACCAUUGAGUGUCUUAAUAUUUAUAUAUUAAGACACUGUCUUGGAGCCAACAAAAUGUACGGAAAAACAAUGUCAUGGCUCAGUCAUGGCCCUGUAGUUGACAUUAUACAUCGGCUAGGAAUUACUUUGAAGAUCAGUUGUGUGAUUUGUAACGAAUAACUGAAAUGUCUUGUAGAAAGAAUUGUUUAAUACGUUUAUCCGUGUGUAUAGAUAGUGUACAAAAAUCUUUGACCUAAGUAACAUUGUGCAUUUAAAUAUUGAAAUUGAAAGGUCAAGGGUCAUAGUUGGCACGAGCUUCUAGACUGCCAUCUGUAGUACGAUAUUGUUGUUUCAAAGAGCAUGAUAGUCUGAUACGGAUGUGAUAUAACAUGUCUAGCCAUCAAAGGCAGGUUUUAAUAUAUACUAGAAUAUUUAACAAAUCUGUUGGGACAUCGUUUGCAUCUACAAUGCAAGUUAAGAUCAGUGUAUUUUCCUAUAUAACUCCGAUGACAACAUCUGGUCUGUAAAUUAUGUACAUAAUCAAUGUAGCCGAUAUUUCUUUUAUUUACAAUCUACAAGCUCAUGCAAUACCUUCAUGAAUGCAUCCAUAAUAUAUUAGAAAAAUUUUAUCUUUGACCAAUAUAUGUGUACAUAGUGUUAUAUUGUCUUCGCAUUAUGUAAUAAUUCUUUGCUUUCUUUGUCUCUUGUUGGACUGGUAUUUUUCCUAUUAAUAUAACAUUUGUGUCUUUAUUAUGGACUUUUAAUUUAUUUAUAUUAUGUCAUUUAUUUAUUCCUUAUCUUGUAACUUUUAUUGUACGGUUUAUGAUUGGAUCUACUAGACAUAACAGAAUUAGGAAUACAUAUGAUUGGAUCUACUAGACAUAACAGAAUUAGGAAUACAUAUGAUUGGAUCUACUAGACAUAACAGAAUUAGGAAUACAUAUGAUUGGAUCUACUAGACAUAACAGAAUUAGGAAUACAUAUGAUUGGAUCUACUAGACAUAACAGAAUUAGGAAUACAUAUGAUUGGAUCUACUAGACAUAACAGAAUUAGGAAUACAUAUGAUUGGAUCUACUAGACAUAAUAGAAUUAGGAAUACAUACGAUUGGAUCUACUAGACAUAACAGAAUUAGGAAUACAUAUGAUAAUUGAGCGUAUGUUUGGUACAGCUGGUAUCGAUUUUGACUAUAUUAUGGAAUGAUUACAUGAAACUGUAUUCAAUAUCGAUACUCCCUAUUUCUAACUCUAAGUUGCAUAAAGGUGACCAGGUGUAUAAAUAACGUAGGCGUCAUGCAAUGAUAAUACAUUGUCUCCCCCAUUGUUGGGGGAUUUACACAAAGCUGUUAUCUACGUUAAAGAGAUUUCCUCCCCCAUAGUUGGUAAUAGCACAAAUAUGUUAUGUGGCAUACAGGCAAUGCCUCUCUCAUAGUUGGUGGUUAACACAAGGCUGUUAUGUACAUACAGACAUUGUCUCCCUUUCAUUAUGUGCUCUAUUCAUUCAAUAACAAAAACAAAACGCACGCUGUUUACAAUGGAAUAGUCUUACAAUUUGAGAAGACAAUAUGGGACAAUGUUAAAAGCAUUAUAGAUGUAGCUUUCAAAGGGAAGGAACUACUUGGUUGCUCUGUUGUCACUGUUCAAGGAAACAACAACAAAAAAACUCUUUCAAGAUCUGGUGGGCUUAGCGUUCUCGAUCGAUCUGUUGGCGGAGUUGUCCUGAGAGCACUAAAUCUGACUUCCAUUCUGGUACACGCAUGCAAGCUGUCUUUGUUUUUGUAUUUCAACAUGCAACAUCUCACAAUAGCUGUCUUUGUUUUUGUAUUUCAACAUGCAACAUCUCACAAUAACUGUCUUUGUUUUUGUAUUUCAACAUGCAACAUCUCACAAUAGCUGUCUUUGUUUUUGUAUUUCAACAUGCAACAUCUCACAAUAGCUGUCUUUGUUUUUGUAUUUCAACAUGCAACAUCUCACAAUAGCUGUCUUUGUUUUUGUAUUUCAACAUGCAACAUCUCACAAUAGCUGUCUUUGUUUUUUGUAUUUCAACAUGCAACAUCUCACAAUAGCUGUCUUUGUUUUUUGUAUUUCAACAUGCAACAUCUCACAAUAGCUGUCUUUGUUUUUGUAUUUCAACAUGCAACAUCUCACAAUAGCUGUCUUUGUUUUUUGUAUUUCAACAUGCAACAUCUCACAAUAGCUGUCUUUGUUUUUGUAUUUCAACAUGCAACAUCUCACAAUAGCUGUCUUUGUUUUUGUAUUUCAACAUGCAACAUCUCACAAUAGCUGUCUUUGUUUUUUGUAUUUCAACAUGCAACAUCUCACAAUAGCUGUCUUUGUUUUGUAUUUCAACAUGCAACAUCUCACAAUAGCUGUCUUUGUUUUUGUAUUUCAACAUGCAACAUCUCACAAUAGCUGUCUUUGUUUUUUGUAUUUCAACAUGCAACAUCUCACAAUAGCUGUCUUUGUUUUUUGUAUUUCAACAUGCAACAUCUCACAAUAGCUGUCUUUGUUUUUGUAUUUCAACAUGCAACAUCUCACAAUAGCUGUCUUUGUUUUUUGUAUUUCAACAUGCAACAUCUCACAAUAGCUGUCUUUGUUUUUGUAUUUCAACAUGCAACAUCUCACAAUAGCUGUCUUUGUUUUUGUAUUUCAACAUGCAACAUCUCACAAUAGCUGUCUUUGUUUUUUGUAUUUCAACAUGCAACAUCUCACAAUAGCUGUCUUUGUUUUUGUAUUUCAACAUGCAACAUCUCACAAUAGCUGUCUUUGUUUUUGUAUUUCAACAUGCAACGUCUCACAAUAGCUGUCUUUGUUUUUUGUAUUUCAACAUGCAACAUCUCACAAUAGCUGUCUUUGUUUUUAUAUUUCAACAUGCAACAUCUCACAAUAGCUGUCUUUGUUUUUGUAUUUCAACAUGCAACAUCUCACAAUAGCUGUCUUUGUUUUUUGUAUUUCAACAUGCAACAUCUCACAAUAGCUGUCUUUGUUUUUUGUAUUUCAACAUGCAACAUCUCACAAUAGCUGUCUUUGUUUUUUGUAUUUCAACAUGCAACAUCUCACAAUAGUCGCAUUUCACGUUUACUGGACGUGCGACAGUUUAAACUUGACAUUAGAGCACUCGGAAGUUGUCUUGACAUUAGAGCACUCGGAAGUUGUCUUGACAUUAGAGCACUCGGAAGUUGUCUUGACAUUAGAGCACUCGGAAGUUGUCUUGACAUUAGAGCACUCGGAAGUUGUCUUGACAUUAGAGCACUCGGAAGUUGUCUUGACAUUAGAGCACUCGGAAGUUGUCUUGACAUUAGAGCACUCGGAAGUUGUCUUGACAUUAGAGCCCUUAUAAGUUAGUUACUUGAUAUUAGAACACUCCAAAGUUUGUUGAGCAGUCGAACGUUGAUCAAGGUUUUCAAAAAUUUCAAAUUUUCGAGUGACUAACUUUUAUUUUUUUUUUUUUAUGUCACUAGUUAUGUUAGUAGCACUUCUUCCAUGGAUCCUGUUCCCUCUUGGUCUUCCUAAGCUUUACAGACACUUGGUCAGACAGGUUCUUGAGAUAUAACCAAAGUCAACCAGUAUAUAUAUUUCUGACUACAUUCCUUUGAACUUUCUGGCCAGAUUUUGGCAGUAUCUGGCUACAUUGUUUUUCAAAUAUUUGGCUUCAUUCCACUAAGUGACUGGUUUACAUAUUGAACAUUUACAGCAAGCUGCUACGUGUAUAAAGUGUCUUAAUAUAACAAUUGGUUGCCUGUGUAAUAUUGACAACGGAACUUAUUUUGUGGCUAUAACUCUAUUUGAUUCCAUGACACUCAGUUUGACGAAAUUCUCCUUCUGUGUGAAUUGAAGUCUUAAAACUAAACCACAAAAUAUUGACAAGCUUAGUCGCAAUCCAAACCCAUUGAGACCAUUUCCGACUAUGUUUGAAUCUCCAUUUAGAAAUCAAUAACUAGCUGAGUUACUUCCCAUGACCUAAUGCUAGAAAACAGUUUGCUUUAUUCGCUCCCUUGAAAGACAAAACUCAAACGCUUGAACUUGUUAAAUGAAGGCAUAUCCCCUCUAAAAAGAUAAGAAGGAAAGAGGUCACAGCGAUGUAAACACUUGUUCAAUGAAGUAGAGAAUCAAUAAAGGUCCACUGUCCGUUAGACAAAGCUAAUCCCCAUUGACCGCGUGUGUAACUAAAUGCACUUUGAAAACUAUUAUCACUCCUGACAUUCUCUUUCGCUGCAAGUGAUUGUGCAGUUUGUAGAAACAUUGGACUGACAUGAAGGUGCUCUUUGUCUACAGAAAUUAACAAUGUACAAAUAUCGGUUCAAUUACAACCUCCAUUGGGAAUUCGUCAACAAAUAUUUUUUUAACUUGAAAUCAAUCAACAACUUGUUCAACACACGUGUGACACAUUUAACUUUACAAAAUUUAAUAUCUGUCUGUGCUAGAUGAUGACUUUAAAAUAUUUGUCUGUGUUAAAUGAUGACUUUAAAAUAAUUGUCUGUGUUAGAUGAUGACUUUUCAUUGUGACGUCGAAAUAGAUACCUGUUGAUUUGUUUAGUUCAUUAUUUCAUUAUUAAGGGGAGACUAAGGAUGAAAUUACCUUCAAUACAAAAUUUUGAAAUUAUGAAUCUCUCUUUUUGUAUCCUUUACACGGAAAAGAAUUUUAAAAUAUAAUUAAUUGUUGUUGAAUUUAAAAAAAAAAUACAUGCAAGUACUUUUAUAGACACAUACAAAAUGGUUUGCAUGAAUUAGCAUGGUCAAAAAAACAACAACAAAGUCACUCGAAUAACCGUAAAAACCCAGAUAAACACGGAUUCAGGGGAAAGGCCAGAGUGUCCGACAGAACACAGCUUCAGGACAUAAAUGGAUUGUUUCACUUGACCAACUGGUCUAAGUAUUAUUGUACAUGGCGUACCUUUGUUCUAACAUGAAACAUGAGUAGCCCAAACACUAAUUGCCUUUAUAUUGCAGCAGGGAACAGGAACUGGCGAGAGCUAAUGAUCAUUUAUAAAUAAAUCCUAGCCAGGUUUUUUUUUUACAAAACACCAGUGGAUAUUUGUUAACAUUUUUAUUUUGUGACAGGGAAAUUAAAAAAAACAACUUUAAUAAUGGACGAAACAAAAAGUAACAUCUGUCCACAUCACUUUUGGUUUGAAGCUCAAAUAUUGAUGAUGUAAUAUAAAGAUUUUUUUUUAGUGUCUUGGUCAAUUUUUUUUCACUGGUUUUCAUGCUUUGAAAUCUGUUGUUUGGUGAUGAGCUUAGUUUCAGAUCUAAUUGUAUGCUUUGAAAUGUGUUGUUUGGUGAUGAGCUUAGUUUCAGAUCUAAUUGUAUUUGUUCACUUUGGUGUAUUGGACAAGCUUUAGUCUGUGGAUACAAUUAUCUAUUUAUUGCAUUGCGCUAGUCAAUAGUAGCUCAGUACUCGUACCAAAUCAAAAUUUUAGAAAAUGUGUUUGCUAGCAAUGAGUUUAAGUCAUUAGAGAGACUGACGUCAUAUGUGACUUUGAAGACUUGGUUCUUGUCAAGUGUAUUACGCUAAAAUUUUGAUGAGAUUAUCAUAUCUUCUUAUCUUAUACAUUACGAGGAACUAGGUCAAAGAAUAAACCUGCCACUCAUUGUAGAUUUUCUUGUGAAAAAUAAAUAUUUAUUUUAUUUUUAGGC